AGGCUUAUGUUAGCGGCGCUACUUUCUUUCCGACCAGGGCUGCAGUGUGUGACAGUCGGCGUUCAGUCUGUUCCAGAACACAGACAUGGGUGUGAUCAGUGUGCAGCUGGUGGUUACCAUGGUAAUGGCCUGUGUGAUUCAGAAAAUUAUACCUCACUACUCCUUCGCGAGAUGGCUACUUUGCAGUGGCAGCCUGCGCUGGUACCAGCAUCCAACAGAAGAUGAGUUGAGAAGUCUAGCUGGAAAGCACCAAAAGGGGGGAAAGAACAAAAAAGACAGAAAAUACAACGGGCACAUAGACAACAAGCCAUUAACGGUUCCCAAGGAUAUUGACCUCCAGCUAGAAACAAAAUGUAUUGCAGAAGUGGACACACUAGCUUUGCACUACUUCCCAGAGUUUCAGUGGCUGGUGGACUUCACAGUGUCUGCGACAGUGGUGUACCUCAUCACAGAGCUGUACUUUUGUGUAGCUGAGCCUGACGGAGAAAUGAACAUCAGUGUGGUGUGGAGUCUGCUGGUGCUCGCCUUUGUCAUUAAGAUUCUGUUCUCCCUCAUGGCUCACUACUUCAAGCUAGAGGAAGGUGGUGAGCGAUCUCUCUGCAUCACCUUUGGCUUCUUCUUCUUCGUCAAAGCAAUGGCCAUCCUCAUCGUCACUGAGAACUACCUUGAGUUUGGACUUGAAACGGGUUUCGCAAAUUUUUCUGAAAGCGCUGUGCGGUUUCUGGAGAGCCAAGGCCUGGAGUCUCAGGGACCUAUAUCCAAACUAACCUUUAAGUUGGUCUUGGCUCUGCUCUGCUCUUUGAUUGGAGCUUUUCUUACCUUCCCUGGUCUGCGAUUGGCCCAGAUGCAUCUCGAUGCCCUUACGCUGAACACUGGCAAAAUCACACAGACUUUGCUUCAUAUCAACUUCUUGGCCCCUUUAAUAAUGAUACUGUUGUGGGUGAAGCCCAUAACCAAGGAUUACAUCAUGAAUCCCACACUGGAGAAAGAAAGUGUGCCUUUAAUGACUGAGAAAACUUAUGAUACACUACGACUGUGGGUCAUUCUGCUGCUGUGUGCGCUGAGGCUGGCCAUGAUGCGCCACCACCUGCAGGCCUACCUCAACCUGGCGCAGAAGGGUGUGGAGCAGAUGAAGAAGGAAGCAGGACGCAUCAGCACGGUCGAUCUCCAGAAAAUGGUCACUCGUGUUUUUUACUACCUGUGUGUUAUAGCUCUUCAGUAUGUGGCGCCCUUGGUGAUGCUGCUGCAUACCACUUUGCUGCUAAAAACUUUAGGUGGACAUUCCUGGGGCAUUUACCCUGAAGACAGCUUACCUUGUAUUGUAAAUGAGGACUUUCAGCCUGAAACCGCAGGCCAAGCGGAAGCCCCAGCUACCCAAACGGUGGUCCAGCUUUCUGUGGCUUUAGGUGGACUGAGGACUGUUUUCACGCCCUUGCUUUUUCGAGGCCUCCUAUCUUUCCUCACCUGGUGGAUCUCCGCCUGCUUGUUCUCCACCUCUCUCUUCGGCCUCUUUUACCAUCAGUACCUGAUGGCCGCGUAGCAGAGGUGCAGAAGGGGGGAAGAUUCGGGGGCCACAUCGAGGGCCAGGGCUACAGCAGAAAGGACUGCAUGACCAACAGCUCAUAAACUCCAUCCCGAUCAUAUCAGAGUUUCUCUCUCGGGCUUCCUACUUUUUUAAAAGGAGAAUUUUCAAAGGUCAAACAAUUACAUAAUAGUAAUAAUGACUAACGAUGUUGGGAUGUGUGUAAAUGUCAGAAUAGUGAAUGGAUGGAGCGUGUAUGCUGACUUCACUGCAUGGCAUACACAGCACACUGGGAGAAUUUUAAAGUCGGGCAUUGCUGAGAAUUAUCGAUACACUGUAUUUUAGUGGUUCAAAUGGGUAACGGAUGAUAUGCAAAAAGAUAUUUUAAUUGUGAUUUACAUGCCAUUUUACCACCGAAUCUGAAGUGUAAACUGGUCUGUGCUGUAGGGAGGGUGGCCAGCCUUAGUGGAAUGUUCUUGGUAUCCGUCAAAAUACCGCGUGGUGUCUUGUGGGUCCUGUGUUUUACAUACAUGUCUGGAAAAUAUGAGUCUCAAUCCAUGUACUACACACGACAGGGACAUAAAAACACACAACACGUCUAUGGGAUCCAUCAGUGAACACACACUCAUUUUGACGGAUACUGAAAAUGUUACUCCUAAGCGCCAAGUCGUGGUCACACCAGAAACUUGGCAGUUCACUCUGUCUUGCUAAAUAAGCGUGGUCAUGCCAGCAAUUAAAUAUUGUAGAUGAAAUUUAAUCUUUCAUGGUGUUCAAUUAGCAGUUAGCUCUGAAUUAGGCCUGUCACAGUUUUUCAAUUCUCUGAUACCACCUCUGUAUUUGGCAGUGGUUCUGAACAUGUGGUUAGGUUCAUCUUGUCCCUAGGUGUGAGCCAAAGGUUGAUCGUGUGUUAGAAAGGUUAGUGCCUAUUGUUUUCAGGAUAUGCUUUGGACCACUAGUCUGUUAGAAAACCUAGUGAGCUGCCUUACUGCCUACUUUCACCUAGGCAGCUGCCUAAGUAGAGAGGAUUCUAAUAAGACAUCGAACUCAUAAGGCAGGUUAUUUAGACACACUACUUAGACAGCGAUUAUGGCGAUUAUGUCACUGGGGUUUUCGCCUACUCAGCCGAUGGGCUGAGGCAGCACAACUCGAUAGCAUGCCAGCUAACAUCUCUCUCAGUGUACCGAAAAUGGAUAAACUGUCCCUGACAUGCCUGAAUGUGCAAAUAAAUAAAACUUGUACUCCUAUAUACAAACUAAAAAUCAAUGCCGCUCAGGUGGUGCAGCGGUAAAAUACGCUAGCACACCAGAGUUGGGUUUUCGAAUACAUCGUAUCGAAUCCGGCUGGGCUGGGCUGGGCGGCCGCAUGAACGACGAUCGGCUGUUGUUCAUAGGGUUAGGCAAGCUACGACCCCUGCUGGCUGAUUGAUGCCGCCUGCACAGAGCUGAGGAAUGAUGCUGAUCAGGGUGUGGCUCUCCAUACACGGUGCUAACCGGUAUAUAUGAAAUCGACUCGUGCAGGUGAAAAGGUCUGUACUGAGCAUGUGUCGGAGGGGGCGUGUGUCAGUUGAGAAGCGUCCUCAGUCAGCGGUGGAGGGUUGAAUCGGUGGAGGAUGCAAUCAGGGUAAUUGGACAUGACUAGGUUAGGGGAGAAAAUUGGGGGGGGGGUCAAUGAGAGUUUAUUUACAUUUGAAAGGAACUCCUGUCGUUGCUCCGCAUUCGUCCGCACACUGAAUGCUGGGAUUGCCUUCACUGCUAAGGAAGUAUCGGAUUCUCCAUGAUUAUUCAGUCAGAUUAUAGCUUCGAAAUAAGGCACCUCCAUAGGCAGCAUUUUAAGGCAUUUAAGAAUUUAGACAGCCUCCUUCUAGGGAGAGCGUAGGAUGACGUAAAAUGCGUACGUAAAGAGCUCACUAGGUUUUCGGACAAACCCUUAGUGUCAGGUUUUUACAAAUGAUAACGUUAUAUGCCCUCGCCAGCUAGGCAGCUGCCUAAGUAGAGAGGAUUCUAAUAAGACGUCGAACUCAUAAGGCAGGUUAUUUAGACACACUACUUGGACAGCGAUUAUGGCGAUUAUGUCACCGAGGUUUUCGCCUACUAAACUAACACAGUUAGCCUCAGUCUUUUCGAACUGAUGGGCUGAGGCGGCACAACUCUCUCUCAACGUUAUACGCCCUUGCAAAUUUGGCUGACAAUGUUCUGGUGUGACCACAGCUUUGAUGUGCAUUAAAGGAAGCACUGUACGAACUCUGAGGACAGGAAGGCUGUGUCCUAAUUAAAAACGGGGGGUUUUGUUUUUGUCUUUACUGACAGGCAGGUGCUUAAUCCACCUUGUAUGAAGAGUGUUUAACUCUAGAAGACUGAACUUAUUUAUCAGUAUGUGAGAGGAUCUGAGUGUGUGUGAAUGCACCAUUGAGUGUUAAAAUAAAGACAUCAGUGCCUGCGGGCUGCAGCUGACCCCUGCUGCUUACAGGCAUAAAUCUGAAAAAGGGCAUUCUGAACAAGAAAAGAGCGAUCUCUGGAAACGAUCUAAAGCCCCCCCCCCCCCCUUUUUUUCUUUUUUUUUGUUAUUCAUUUUACUGGCCAAACGUUUCGCUUUGAAUCCAGAGUCCAGCAUGAUCAAACACAACCCGCGGGUGCGAGCGCUCGUGUUCCCUUUUGUCACCCCUAUUGAUUUGCUGUCACAGUUCUAGUAUUGGGAUUGAUUUUCAUUUAGCUUCCUGUUAAGGUGCCAAGGAUGCGUGUAAACCCUAAUCUGUCGCGAGUAUAACAUCUGCUUGUGUCCAUUCUCGGAGAUCGAAACCAUAUGGCCUGCUGGGAAGUGUUAGCAUUCACGCUCGGAUCUGCUCUGCGGCUCGCGAGUGACUCGGGAAAAGAACUCGGCUCCUUCGCAGAGAGGGUCGGUCGGGUGUUUCGGUAAGGCGUCUAUGGGGGUACGUCUUAUAUUUCACCUCGGGUCAGUAGUUUUGCACAGCAGAAUGGAUACGGGAUUUUGCAUAUCGAUUACAUUUUUUUUCUACAUGUUAACAUAAGUCUUAAUUCGUAAUUUUUUACUCUCGAUUUUGGAGUGUUCACAAAAUGUUUGUAUUAAUCCUGCCUAACUGCAGACACUGUUGUGAUCUAAGAUUUGUUAUCGAAUUUGCUUUUCUGGUUCAAGCUGAGCUACAUUUUUUUCUUAGGGGUGUUUCGAUACUCAAAUUUCAAAUGUGAUAAAAUAAUUUAUAGGAUUUUAGGAUUCAUUUUCCUCUACAACAAUCAUUCCCAACUCCUAAAAUAGUAGCCAAUCUUGACCACCCCACAAACCUGUAAAUAUAAAGCUAAUGGCUUAUGGGCCACAGGUUAAGUGGGUACAAUUCACAGCAGCAAAAUCCUUUACUGUAUCCUCUAAUCGUAGGGGUCUAGCAUUCAGACCCACACUGUUCUCCGCUAUAAUUCACACAACAAAAUAUUGACCUGUCUUAUUAGCUGACGUUCUUGCCUCAUGCGGUACGCUUCACCUCUAACAAUACAACCCUCCACUGCUGAAUGAGGAGCUUCGCAACUGACACACGUCCCCUCCGACACGUGAGCAAUACCGACUGCCUUUUUUUACCUGCGGGAGGCGAGUUCAUAUGCGAAUCAGCCUUGUGCACGGAGAGACACACCUUGAUCAGCAUUAUUCAUCAAAUUGUAAUUGCAUCAGGAACCCUGGUCCGGCUCAUUCCAUUCCUUGAACAACAGCCAAUGGUUGUUCACGUGGCCACCCAGCUGAGAUUCGAUACGAUGUAUUUGAAAUCCCGGCUCUGGUGUGCUAGCAUAUUUUACUGCUGCGCCACCUGAGCGGCCAUUAUAUAUAUUUUUUAAUUGCUGUCUUUAUCCUAAACCUAUACAGUUUAAAAGCAUCUGCAAUUCUUAUGUUUUUAAGAAAUUGUAGAGCUUUAUUUAUUUUGCAUGUAUGGCUGGUUUGCACUACCCUGGAACUACCUAGUUAUGAUCUUCAUUUAGCUAGUAAAUUAAUACAGACCAACACCAGUUCACUGGCUGUUGAUGAUGACUGUCCACCUGAACAAUAAACCUCAUUGCAGUGUUGAUGUCUGAUCUGUUUUGUGCAAAAAGCAUGGACUGUAAUGGGGGAAAAAAAUCUUAAUUGAAUAUUUAUAGGUGUAUCGUUACACCCCUAAGUUCUGUUGGUUUUUCUGUUUAAUCAGUUCCGUUUAAUGUUUUCAAGCCUCAGUAUUAAAUAAAGAAAAAAAAUAGCAUUUAUUUAAGUCUUGGCUGAACAUUCAUACCAUACAUCAAACCAAUGAUGUGAAGCUCUGUACUAUUUAAACAAAGAAAACUACUGACGACCAGGUUUCUAUCAGCUUUUGGCCUCCAACAUUUCAAACAACCAGUUAAAAUGUGACAAAAAGAAAAGCAAAGCUAAUUAUUAAACUAAUACCUUUUUUAUCCCAAAUUCAACACUUCAAAUCCUAAUGCCAAAAAUAACCUAUAGUCUUUGGGUUCGGAAUUGGCCCAUUUAGAUUUCACAAGAAAUGUGACUAAUCAUUUGUAAAAUGUAUUAAAUUCUUUUUUUUUUUUUCUUCGUAUCUUUUCACUAUCAAGUUCUAGCUGGGACACUUCAUACAAUCCACAGAAGCCGAAAUGGCUUUGUUCGUCUUAAUUGUGUUUUAAACAUUGAUGUUUUAUUUAUUACUUUUGUUUAGUUUGUGUUUUAAUAAAUGAAUGUUAUGGGAAAGUGUCA
Trichomycterus rosablanca is the source of this 6238-nucleotide messenger RNA. It is a transcript of the gene tmem161b, whose product is annotated as transmembrane protein 161B. The coding region runs from base 86 to 1540 and encodes 484 amino acids. The record is from RefSeq and is a predicted model, not a curated record. Lineage: Eukaryota; Metazoa; Chordata; Actinopteri; Siluriformes; Trichomycteridae. The transcript has 12 exons.